GGUGCGUUCUCGAAUCUCCUGUACCAUAAAGGCAACGUGGAAUGGCUGCCGCGCUCCAUGGCUAAAUAUAGCUUCCUUUGAUAAUUGCUAUUUUUUAGAGGGGUUCUUCCAUGUCUAAGGCUAAGCGAUAUGCUCUUCAGGCUAAUGGACACAUUUCGUUGCAAGGAUCAGCGCUUUCAUCCUGGCGUUCUUCACAACAACCAUCGCUACAUGACGCUCGGAUAGCGAGUGCGAUUAAAGUUGGUCCGGGAAGUUAUCGUGUAGUAGCGCCAAAAAUUCCAUCAUCAGUUGCACUGGCUGUUAGUCGGAUAAUAAAGCCUACCAGUGCAUCCGAUACAUCAGAGCAAAAUGAGGAGCAAGAGCCAGGGUCUUCGCGUUUGGCUGCAGAUAUAGCGUGCUUCAAGAAAGCAGCUGUUGGGCAGAAACGGAUUCCCAGAAAAAGAGUCUAUUUCCCCGAAGUACCCGAUGACGUCUUGCCACGCAAGUCGGUUCGGAUGAUGAAAACAGGGAAUUCUAUCUACAGUGAAUCAACAGGCGUGUCGGCAGAGAAAUUGAUGUCUGCAUGUCAAUGUGGUGCAAAAACGAAUGACACAAUAGUUGUUGACGCCGACAACGCAUCCGAGAUAAUUAUGGAUCCAGAUAUAGACGUAGAUGGCUACGAAGAAGUCACUGUAGCUGAGGAAUAUGAUGAAGCUCCUGGAAACAUCACUUCUCCUUACAUGGUGCUGGAAGGUAGGGAGAUGAUUACGGGAGCAUCUUUUCGGGAGUUGAAAGGCGAGAACACUUAUUUGAAAGAACAGUUACAUGCAAGUGUACUCAGGGUGAAGCAAUUAGAAGCAUUGCUGUUGGAACGAAAUUCGCAUGUUAAGAACCUUGUUUCUGAGAAUUUACAGCUCUCAAUCAAGUGCCGCAAAUUGAUAAAUGCAUUAGGCGAAGAGGAAGCCAAAGAGGCAUUAGCGUGAUCUACGGUUGAACCCAAGUGUUAUCUCCACGUUUCGUCCUCAAUGCAGUGAAGUGCCAAUGUUGAAU
This is a messenger RNA of Cylicocyclus nassatus, 1029 nucleotides long. NCBI's taxonomy places the organism in Eukaryota, Metazoa, Nematoda, Chromadorea, Rhabditida, Strongylidae. The record is from the annotation of a GenBank genome assembly.